UUUCACCUCCUGAGCAAUAACACAUAAUAUUCCCACAUUCUCCCCUGUCUGGUUAAGAAAGAACCAAUGGAGAGUGAAAGGGACUAAACAUUAAAAGAAAACAAGAAGAAAUUCCGCUGGAAAGAUAAUGGGUUCCAGGCACACAUUAAAAGAUUGCAGCUUCAAAGUGAAUUCAGAAUUUCAGGCUGCUGGACUGCAUAAACUUAAGGUAUGCAUUUAGAUUCUUCCUUUACAUGUAUACUCAAAUAAAUGUGAUGACAAAUGCUUUUUUUAUUUUUUAAAAUAUCCUUGUGUUUUGUCAAUUUUCCCUUUUGCUUAACUUGACCUAUUUUGUCUAAUUCAAUAUAGUACAGCUUUGAUGCCCUAGGUAGUGUUACAUCUGCACAGCUCAUUACUAUAAACUCACAUGUACGCUCACACAGUGUUGUAGCCAAAGUCAGUGGUACUCAGAGUGGGCCCACUGAAAGAAACAAGAAUUUCAAUGAACCUACUCUGAAUAGAACUUAGUUGGAUACAACCCACCCACACAAUAUUGUGUGUUGUGAACUUGGGUAAUUAACCUGAGUCAUGGAAGGUGCUUUCCAUGUGAAAAUACCACUGUAUCAGAAUCUAGAUUUGUCUGACAAAGCCUGAUAAUCUUCUGGGAAGAGAUGCAAGACUUUUCUUGUUUAGAUGAAAGCCAAGGAUGCAGAAAAGUGACUUAAGUAUAUUAUGCAAAAAAGGACCAACAAUGUAAUCCUCCUCACAUUUACUCAGAAGUAAAUCCCAUUGAGUUCUCUUGGAUAAGUGUGUAUAGGGCUACAGCUUAAACUGUGUGCAUUUUUAGCUAAUAUACACAUUUCUACAAAGCAUAUUUCCCCGUAACAAUGCCUUUUUGUAUUGUGUUUGUGUGUUUGUGUGUGUGUGUGUGUGUGUGUUUUAGUUCAAUCCAUUCUGCAAAUGCCCAGAGUUGGUAACGGUUUCUGGAGGAAACAGCAUGAACAUCCACAUCAACAGCAACUAUGUCAUAGUUCUAUUUGUUUUCUAUACACACCAUGUUUCAUUCCUUCUGAGUCUGAACCUCAGAGAAUAGCAUCAGUCAGGAAUCUAAAAGAAAUAAAUUAUGUAAUGAAUAAAAUGUUAUCCAGCUCUUUCAAAUUCCAAAGUCUGCAUUUGCUCCACAGGUGGUAGUGGUUGUUGUUGUUUUGAAACUACAGAUGUGUUCCCAAAGAUCCCCACAGGGCUUUUAAAGCUGUAAAACUUUAAGCCCUUUGGAGGAAUUGGAAUUAAAACUAAUUUUUGUAAAAAGCAAAAACAAAACAGAAACCUGUUGUAUAUGACAUUUCUUACUGGGUUUAUUUUAAAUGGCUAUGACAGAAUUUAAACUCCGUGUUUCCUAUUCAGCUUAAAGAGUAGUGUUCUCAUUUUCAAACUGGGGCUUUUGUGGGAGCAGGAAACUAUUUACCAUGAGUUGUGUAAAUAAAAUGUGCUCAUUUGGAUUGCAAUAUAAAAUGAAUUGAGCAAAAAGUGACUCAUAUUCAUUACAUGAACGGACUGGUUAACAUCACUGUUCAUUUUGGGGGGGUCCACCAAGUGCAUGGUGAGAACAAACACAAAUGCACUUAGGUCAAUGCUACACCUGCCAUGGGAUGUCUAAUGUUUCUCAGAAAGCUGGUUGCAAAUUCACCAGUGAUCCGAGUGAGCGGUGAUCGUAUUCAUUCUCACAGGACCCCUGGAAAAGACCACCUGAAACGAUCAAGAUAACAGGAAGGGUAUAGUGCAAUCACAUACAUAUUUCUGAUUGCACUAUUGUGAUUACAGUGGUACCUCAGGUUACAUAUGCUUCAGGUUACAGACUCCGCUAACCCAGAAAUAUUACCUCGGGUUAAGAACUUUGCUUCAGGAUGAGAACAGAAAUCGUGCCGUGGCCUCCCGCUACUGCCGUGCCACCGGAGCACGAUUAUAAUAUUAAGGCUGAACUCCUAUGCAGACUUAUUUGAGUCACAUAAAAUAUGAUGGCACUUACAGACAUCAGGGAAAUUUUUAAUAUGUGACAUUUUAAUGUAUUUUUAAUCUUUGUUGGAAGCCGCCCAGAGUGGCUGGGGAAGCCCAGCCAGAUGGGCGGGGUACAAAUUAUUAUUAUUAUUAUUAUUUUAUUUAUUUACUGCUGGGUGGACAUGCUUUAAGUUUAGCUUGAACUAGUCACUGUGAAGUUGAAGAUGCAUAACUAUAGUCUCAGAUGACAUACCUUUACAGCCAUGGAAACCAAGUGUGAUAUGUCAAUAGUAAGAAACAGACACUAAAGUUGCAAUAAUAAACUCACUUACCCAGGAAUAAAUCCCACUGAAGUCAAUGGGGCUUACUUCUAAGUAGACAUGCAGAAUAUUGUGCUAUGAACCCUUGCAACAGUACUCUAAUGUUACAAUUCUGCAUUUGUUUAUUCAGAGGUACUGUAAGUGCCAUCAUGUUUGAUGCGACUCAAAUAAGUCUGCAUAGGAGUUCAGUCUUAAUAUUAUAUUUCAUUCUUUCCCAGUUGGCUUAGUAGGUCCAAGUCUAUAUUUACAAAAUUCCUUCAAGGAAUUAAUGAUCAAAUGUUCUUUGAAAAUGCCAGGGUUCUCCUGGAGUCCUUUAGGCAAGAUUAUUAUCUAGAUAUAUGUAGUUAUUAGUCUAGCAAUUAGCCACUGUCAGACAAAAGAAGCUUUGUAUAUAAUUUGAAUUUUUCCAGCUCUCACCUACAAUCACGGUUUUUUGUGCUAGCAUUCUUUGAUAUCUAAUAAGGCCAUCCCUGUCAAGGAUCUAGUUUCAUUCUUGUACGAGCAUGAGCUUUUAUUUGUCACUCCAGCAAGGGCUGGGCUGCCUCAGGUUAUAUUACCUGCUUGUGUCUGCAGAAGGCAGGCUUACCAAACUGGAAAAUCCAGCCUUUCUUUGCACAACCCUCGAACGAGACUUUGCAUUUCCCGAACGCUGAUAAAACUGGGACUUCUCAACUUUUACGUGUUGAUUUUUCCAAGCGCUCACUUGAAAUCUAUUUUUUGUUUUUGUUUUGAAGCAUUCCAGUCUAUCGUCCUGUUUCAGGGGCACAGGAUAUGGGACACGGGAACAAUAGAAACUUUUUGGCUCUGGCGUGUUAUCAUCAGAAACAUACCCAGGGCUGAAAAUGCAGAGGAAGUUAGUUUUUCUUGCUCACAUGUCCUGUGUGGAAAAGUUCUUCACGGGGAAUAAGAAGCAAUGAAUGGCCAUGAGACCAUUGAUUUACCAGCAUUAAGCAAUGAAGAACGGGAGCAUGAGCCUCUUAAUCCUGAAGCCCAUAAUGAGGUAAGCCACUGAAUUAUUCACUUUCUGUUUGGUAAAAGUGAGUUACUACAAUUAAUCUGCAUUGUUUCAGAAUAAUAAAGAAUUCUCUUGGGACAAGCUUUGACUUUAACAGUUUUGUGUUUGUGUGUGUGUGUGUGUGUGUGUGUUUCACACAGAGAAACUGGAAAAUUCAGUGUGAAACACCCCCAUUUAACAGAUACAACACCUGUUUCUCACUAAGAUUACCAACAUAUCCGUUUCAGGGGCGCAACGAUGCAUGAAUCAGCCAGUUUCAGUUUCUCUCACUUCCUCAUUUUUCUAAUCUUAAUCUUGCCACAUUUCCACAUCAGUUUGCAACUUUUUAAAAAGUUGUUGUGAAAAUUCACCAGCAUUUUCGUGUGUGAAUUUCAUGUGUGAAAAGUCUUACAUUUAUGUAUCUUAUAUAUACAUGGUUUUUGACUAGUAAAACCAAGGUGGGUUGUGAUUAGUUUACAAUUAAGCCCUAUGUAUGUCUGCUCAGAAGCAAGAGCCAUCAAGUUCAAUGGGACAGGUAAGUGUCUCUGAGGUGGCUGCCUUAAAAGAGUUAUCACUCUCCUCCAUUCAUUAACAGUUCUUAGAGUGGGGGGGGGAGAGAGAAUCUGCACAUAAAUAAAAGAUAUACCCUAUACUUUUACAAGUUCAGAUAUUAAAAUUCAACAUGCUAACAACAAUCUCAGUUCUCAAAGUGUUGCUUCUUAUAAAGCAAACAAUAAUACACAAACAAGAUGUUGCUAUCAGCAGGUUGAGGUGAUCCCCAAGGCUUGCUGAAGUACAAACAAAUCUUGGGGGGGGGGGGACCUAACAUGUUGGGAAGGUGGGAAUCUGGUGAGAAGAGGGAUGGAAUGGAGUAUUGUGGGGGAAGCAAACAAUACGGUCAACAGUACAAUGUGUGAACAGUGCACUCAGGCACUCAACACUGCAACAUUUCAUUGCAGGUCUCAGUUGUUAAAAUAAAAUGUUUAAAUCUGCAUGUGAUUUAUUCCUAGGUAGUCACACACAUGUUGCAACUCUAAUUUUUUUGUAAUGUGAUGUGCUCACUAUCAUAUUUAUGGCGCAAGAACAUGGAUUUCAAAGGCUACAGCUAUUCACACCUGAAACUGUUGUAAUCCUAUCGCUCUUUAUUCUCAACAAAGAAGGUGCUGGUUUAAGCAAGUAUGCAUGUGAUAGCAAACAUCCUGCUUAGCAAACACAGAUGUUUACUAAAGGUGUAACAGUUAGCUCUUCAAGCUAGGAACUUAGUAUGACAGCUUCUACUUGUUGAGUUCUGAGCUCCAACAUCUCCUUUUGGGGUUUCCAAUAUUGUUAUAGACUUGGGAGUAGGAAGAAUGGUGCUCCUGAGAUGAUGUUGGACUCCAACUCCUGUCAGUCCCAUCCAGCAUGAGCAAUGGCCAGGGAUCAUGGAAGCCGUAGUUCAACAACAUCUAGAGGCAUUGGUUACCUUGAUCUACAAGGUCAAAUCUAAUACAUGUGUGUUGGAAUAAUUCAAUUAGAGAUUGCUUUCAAUCUUUCACACAACUUAUUAACAUAUUUCCCCCCUUUUACUCUUUUUUUGUGACAGACGCCAGCCUACUUCAAGUCAUGUUUUGAAACUGUUUUUUGGAAAUGCAAGCUGUGGAUGAUUUUAACUUCCGCUUUUCUGGUGUUGAUUCUUGUGACUAUUCUAAGUUUGGUUUUCUAUUCAGGUAUGUACCCUUCUUCCAAUAUGAAAUGACAUCAAAGAUAUGUGGGGAGAGCUACUCCCCACCAUGGUCUCAAUCCAUCUCAAGUUACUUGUGACUAAUAGGGCAGUCCUUAUAUGAUGUCUACACUGAAGUAAGUCCUACUGAGUUCAAUGGGCCUUACUUCCAGGUUAGUGGGUAUAGGAUUGAAUCUGAAUUCCCAUUGGAAAGCAAUGGGACUUAAUGUAGUCAUCUAGAUUGGGACUUCUAUGGCAGCGUACACACCAUACCUUUUAAGGACACACAUACCCAAGAAUCCUGGUACUUAUAGUUUAUCCCCACAGAGCUACAAUUUCCAGAACCCUUCACAAACUACAGUUCUCAGGAUUAUUGGGGGGGUGCUUUAAAUGUAGAGUGUGUAUACCGACAGUGUUUCUAUGAUAGUUCUGUGUGAGGAGGGGGUACUCCUGUGGAUUAGAAAUGGCAAAGUAUUUAAAACCAGCAUUGCCCCUGCAGUUAGACAUUUAUCUGAAGACUUGGAUCAAGGCGCACCUCUGCCUUGAAUUUCUUAUUUGAUCUUGGGCAAUGUCUUUCACCUUUCUCCAUCUAUGAAAGAAAAAUUAGGAUUCCUCCUCACAAAGCUGUCUUGACAGGCAUAGGCAAACUCGGCCCUCCAGAUGUUUUGGGACUACAACUCCCAUCAUCCCUGACCACUGGUCCUGUUAGCUAGGGAUGAUGGGAGUUGCUGUCCCAAAACAUCUGGAGGGCUGAGUUUGCCUAUGCCUGUGUUUUGACUAUGAGGCAAAACUGACAAAACAUUCAAAAUUUAACAUGUUAUAGUUGGUUUAAAAAUGGCUUUCAGACUUAUUCAGUUUUCAACACAUUUUUAUUUCUUUGGGGGUUAUAGAUCAACACUAAGAGUGAAACAUGUUUAUUACACAUAAAGUGUGUGUGUUUGCAUAAAACGGAUGUGUUAAUUUAAAUUUCCCUCCUGAGCACUGUGAUCCAGUCUGAACUUUCACCACAGCCGCUUUAUUUAUACAGAGCACAUGAUGCUAUUCAUCCUAUGCACUGUGUCUAGUUAGGUCCCAAGAGAUAGCUGUGUCCGUAUGCUGUGAAAAAGAGGCACCACAAGAGUCUGGGUAUGCUAGCAUUACUUCUGCUUUGAAAUUGGCCCUGGGAGUAAAUGUAAACAUGUCAUCUGCAUGUGUAUUGAACAUUCACUGAACAUUCAACUAAAAAUGUAAAAGGGGGAGAGCGUGAAAGAGCCUAAAUGUGUACAGACUGUACAUAUACUUAGAAAACUUUUCAAAGACAAGGUCACUGGUUUUAUUUAUUUGCUUCACAUUUUUUCCAUGCCUCUUUUUCAAGAAUCUUGAUCAUGUGAAUUGAAUUUUCCAUGUGCAGUUUGUAUGCAGAUAGAGUCAUCUGUGCUUGAAUGCAGGUAUAUGACUGGGCAGAAAGCCACCAUUCUACUCUCUGCCCACCCACUGCUGUCCACAGGUACAUGGGAUAGAAUGGGCUGUAUUUGCAAGGUUCCUGCACUGAGCAAGAAGUUUGUCUAGAUGUCCUCCAACUCUAAUCUCCUAUGAUUUUGCAACAGCCCACAGCCCAAACCACUGAUCUUGGUUUAAUGAAAUUGAAAUAUAGACAUACAUUUCAUCUCAUUGAGAGGAAGGUGUUAUUGUUAUUGCUAUUGUUGUCAUUGUUAUUGUUGUUGUUAUUAUUUAGAAUCACUAUAUGAUGAAAAAUAUAUUGGCUAGCUUGUGAGAGUUACUACAAAUACUUUUUAUUAUUAUUCUAGCAGUUUACAUAGAUGAAGAUGACUACUGGGACCCUGAAUCAAUAGCAAAUGGCAGUCUUCAUAAUUUCACAGGGAUAUUAAAAAUUCACUGUACUAAUCCUGACCUGGAGCUCUCAGAAUCAGCAUUUAAGUUGAUUUUUGAAAAUCUUAGUAAAAGGGUAAGUUUUCCAGCUAAAGUCCCAUGGUGGUAUCCAAUGACAUCAUUACACAAACUGAACAGUUUCUGGCAGUGCAAUAGAAUUUCCUUUACAUCUCCUCCUCCUCCUCUGCCACUUCAUCCUGCAUUGAGCAGUAUAUUGGACUGGAUGACCUUCAAGGUCCUUCUAACUCAAAUGAUCACAUGAUCUCACACAUGAACGUAUUUUCUGUCCCAUUCUUAUAAGACACAAGAGCCUCAUCCUUAGGAGAUGGGCCAUAGGUCAAUAACAGAGCAUCUGUCAUGCAUGUGGAAAGUCCCAGGUUCAAUCCCAGGCAUCUCCAGAUAGGGAAGAGAAUGGCCCUCUGUCUGAAAGCCUGAUGAGUUACUGCCAGUCAAUAUAAGGAGGGAAAGAUGGGACAGUCAUCUCCUCCACCCCAUACAAUCUCCAGGUAGGAAAUUAUCAUGUGCAGUCAUUUCUUUGAAGUUUGUUUACACACACACACACACACACACACACACACACACACACACUGUGCAGCCACAAAGCUGCUCUAAACAAACCAAAAUAUUUAAAAGGUUGAAGAAAUAAGGAGGCAGCCUUAGGACCAAUCCCUAAGCACCUCCCUCCCUCUUUGUAAAAGUGGGUGGAUUUGUCCACCCAUCAACAAGCGAACAUGGAGCCAGUUCUGGGGGCAAUGAAAUCUGUUCAGAAUGGCUCUGUGGUGAGCCAUCCAUCCUUACUGUUGCUUGAGGUGGCAACAAUGAGCCAAACAAGGUCUCCAUUUUGAAUAGAAUAUUCCAAUGAGAUCAUUCUUAUGUCAUGAUGUGUUGUCCAGAAGCACCAGCUCUAUGGGGCCAAGGUGUUUUUGCCCCCCCCCAUAUCUGCUAGGAGCCCCUCAGUGUUGAGGGGAUGGAGGAGACCCAGUGCUGAAUUGAGCAUGGCACAGUUUCAGUGGCUGGCUCCUGAGUGCGAGAGAGGAGGAGCCACCAGCCAUUGAAGCUGUGUCAUGCUGGGGUCCACACUCAGCCUCCUCCCAAUGACGCUAGUUGCGCACAAGGGCGCCGUGCACUGGGGCCCCUCAAUCCUGGGUGCAAGUCAGCAUCUCUGGUGUUGUUGUUCCCAGGAUCAUUCUUGGGGGAAGAAGAUGACUCCUCUCAUUGCCCAAACAGGUCAGCUGCACCCCCCUUCCAGGAAUGUCCCUGGGAAUAAUAUGAUGCAGUGACAAUUGCACCAGGGCCUUCUAAGCUACACAAAGCCUGGUCCAACUGAUGGUGGUAUUUUUAUUGUGCAUCCCUCUUAAGACAACAUUUCCCCCCUUAGAAAGGCAGGAAGGAUCGCUACUUGGGAACUAGUUGGGAAACAAAAGUGAUAGGAUGGUGUACUUUUGCCUUCAAGGAAGGAAGGAAGGCAGGAUGCCAGCAAAAUGUCAGAAGGAGACUUACUAUUUAUCUAAAGUAAUUUGUAACUCUGUAGCGGACAUUUCUGAAAUGUUAUAACCCAUAAUGUCACGGAGUGUCAUGGAGAAUAGCUAAACAAUAUCAAUGCAAUGUGCAAUAUCAGGAAGCAGUGUGGUGCAGUGGUUAGUGUGUUGGUCUAAGACCUGGAAGAGACCUGAGUUCAUAGCCUUUGUUUGUUUGUUUGUUAAAUUUGCAUACCACCCUUCAUCCAAAGAUCACAGGACAGUUCACAUCAUAAAAAUACAAAAUGAAAACACAUGAAGCCCAAUGCUUGACCUUGGGCCAGUCACUGUCUCCCAACCUAACUUACUUUACAAGGUUGAUGUGGGGAAUAAACUAAGAGGAUGAGAACCAUGUACACCACACGGAGCUCCUUAGAGAGACAUGAAUGCAAUAAAUAAAUAGAUAAGUGAAUAACAUGUGUCCGUAAUUAAUGUCUUCUCUCUCAAGCUUACAGAUGUAUACAGUCAUUCACCUGCACUUGGACGGUAUUUCGUCAUGGCUGAAGUUGUUUCCUUCAGGUAGGAAAGGGGAGUCAGUUCCAAGGAUUCAAUUAUGUGAUUUAGAACACCUGAAACUGAAUGGGGGGAAAGUGUGUUGAGAAAAGUUUAACACAGUCCAUAUUUGAUUUCUUAAAAUGUUCAGUCCACUUUUUUUUUUUUAAUUGUUUCUUGGUGGCCCUGUUUUGGCUCUACUUCGUUCAGCACUCACCAACAUUGUAGGGUUACCAUUUCCCCCAAAGUGAAAAUCCGGACGGAGGCUUUUUGUUGUUGAGCUUUUUUGGGGAACACCCCCUCAUUUUUUUGUUAGCCCAACUUGCCAGUUCAGCAAAAAUCUGCCAGGACGCCAUUUUUCUCAGUGAUUCCUGUACGUGUCUGAGAAAACCUGGAUGUAUGACAGCCCUAACCUGUUGCUAUUAAAGUACAGUGGUACCUCGGGUUACAUAUGCUUCAGGUUACAUAUGCUUCAGGUUACAGACUCCGCUAACCCAGAAAUAGUACCUCAGGUUAAGAACUUUGCUUCAGGAUGAGAACAGAAAUCGUGCUCCGGUGGCACGGUGGCAGCAGGAGGCCCCUGGUGUUUGAACCUGGUGCUUCAGGUUAAGAACAGUUUCAGGUUAAGAAUGGACCUCCAGAACGAAUUAAGUACGGUACUUAACCCGAGGUACCACUGUAUUAAGGAUGGCCGAUGCAAUAUCAGUCUGCCCAGCAAGCUACAUUCAUUCCUCUCCACAAUGAUUAAGGGUGCAGGAGCCCUACAAUAUAGCUUUGGGGCUUUAAGAAGUUGUUGGUACACACUCCCAGUGAGAUUUUUUUUAAAAAAGCCACUCCAACAGGAAACAGCCUUGGCCCAGUAUACCUGAAGGAGUGUCUACACCCCCAUCAUUCAGCCCAGACACUGAGGUCCGGCGCUGAGGACCUUCUGGUGGUUCCUUCACUGUGAGAAGUGAGGUUACAGGGAACCAGGCAGAGGGCCUUUUCGGUGGUGGCACCGGCCCCGUGGAACACCUUCCCAUCAGAUGUCAAGGAAAUAAACAACUAUCUGACUUUUAAAAGACACCUGAAGGAACCCUGUUCAGUGAAGCUUUUAAUGUUUGAUGUUUUAUCACGUUUUUAAUAUUCUGUUGCGAGUUGCCCAGAGUGGCUGGGGACACCCAGCCAGAUGGGCAGGGUUUAAAUUAUUAUUAUUAUUAUUAUUAUUAUUAUUAUUAUUAUUAUUAUUAAUUCUUAUUCUUAUUCUUAUUCUUAUACUGCCAGCUUACAUUCCUUUGAUGCAGAGGAGAACACCCCAGUCUUUCUUUGUUUUUUGCUCCCAAAUGUGCAUUUAUCACAUUACCUCAUGAAGUGUAUCAAAAGUACGGGGAAGAAUAGCUGUAUAACCCAAUGACUUCUCAUCCCCACAAUGUUUCUUUCCUUCUUACAGUAAAGAAAACAACUCAGCAUCCUACCUUUUAUGGUUCGCAGUGCCACCUGAGACUGAAGAGUUUAUGAAGUCUAGAAUGAGUGAAGGGUUUGUGAUGAAUAUUUUAAGGCAAAAUAUUUAUGACAAGGAAGAAAUGGAUGGGCUGAAUAUACCUGAUUGCACAAACAUGACGCUUGAUCCAACUUCCCUUUCAGUAACGCGUAAGUACCUCAUGCAAUGAAGAACUGUACUCUUUAUUUUUAAAAGUGUGAAUUUUCUAGAAAGGGUAUUUAGUGAAUGAACCUCUCUGUAAUAUUUCACUCCCGUAGCAUAUACCCAGGGAAGUUAUCUGAUUAGCACAAUAACUUACACCUGCACAAUGGGACUCCCUUUCCUCAUGUGCCUCCUCCAACCCUAAUCUGUUCUGGGGUGUCUUCCAAGCUUCUGGAGAAAAUUUGAAGGUGGGGAUGCAGGGAAAGGAAGACCUGUUGUGUUGGCAUGCAUUCUUGUGCCAAUGGAACAACUUUGCUCUAUGCAACCUUAUAUGCAGAUUCUGUGAAUAUUCUGAUUCCCUUACUGUUGUAUAAUUCCCAGAGUAUAAAACAACAGUACAGUCACACCUUGGUUUUCGAAUAGCUUAGUUCUCGAACGUUUUGGCUCCUGAACACCGCAAACCACAAAGUGACUGUUCUGGUUUGCAAACUAUUUUUGGAAGCCGAAUGCCCAAUGGGGCUUCCACGGCUUACGAUUGGCUGCAGGAAGCUGCACUUUGGUUUCCGAACAUUUUGGAAGUCGAACGGACUUCCGGAAUGGAUUCCAUUUGACUUCCAAGGUACGACUGUAUUGUCAUUGGUUUUACAUAGUGGAGUUAAUAACCACUUGCUUAACCUGCUCAAACAAGUGCAGCCCCUAAGAUUCUUUUGAGGGAAGGCAUGGCUGUUUAAGUGGUAUAAUAGUGCUUUAAAUGUACAGUGUGGAUGUGGCCUUUAUGUCUGAUCAAAUAUUGCAUAGAUAAUAACUUUAUGAUCCAGAAAUAGGCUGUGUGUGUAUGUGUUGUGUUGUCUGUGUGUGUGUGUGUGUUUGUAUGUAUGGCACAUAUAUAACAGUUGAUUAUAUGUUUGUAUUUUGUGGAUGGGUGUAAAUUAGAGAAGAUAAAUUAGGGGAGAUGUGCCAAUCAGUUAUUAGUUUUAGCAAUGGUUUUCUUUCUUCUUCUCAAAAGUAAUAAUAUUAUUGUUUCUAAAGAAAUACAGACUGGCGAAUAGUACAAGGAAGCGUGAAUAGUAAGCAGUGGAGCUCCAAAAUGUCAUCAGAGGAAGCGUCAUAUAUAGAAACAAGGACAUCUUGUUCAAUGAACUAUGGAUCAUUUCCAGCAUGUCCUCAGUACUUUUACUAAAAUCAAGAACUUCAGGAGAAUAUGACUGCAUCAGUCAAGUGGAUAAGAUGGUGGCCCCUGGCAAUGUUACAGAUGCCUGCUUAGAAGAACAUAUGAGUUUGUUGGACUAUCUGACCACAACCAAAUCUGGUUGUUUGAAGCUUGAUGAAAGGAGAGUUCCAGAACAUAGACACAUAAGGCUUCAUUCAAGCUUGAGCUGCUCCUUAAUAUCAUGAACCCAAAGUUAGUAAGGGAUCAUUCUGAAAGCCAUUUUGGUUUAUCAGAUAUGAAAGUCUUUCCAAGUUUCUCAGCAGACUGCUGAACUGUGCGUAUUAAGAUGUCCAGACUCAUGUUUUAUGGUGGGUGUGUUAUGACACUAUAAGAGUGUUUUAGUGGUGGAUAUAUUCUGAUUUGUUAGUUGCUCUGUUAUUCUUGCAUCCACAUUACUGCUGCCUGGAGGGGUCUAUAAUGUGACAAAAUCUGGACAAAAACCCCCAAACAUUUGUGUGGUAUGAAAAGUUACAGGAUAAACUCUGGUUGGCAAUGAAGUAGUAUGACCACCCCAAAACAUGUGCAGGCAUAAAUAGUAUGGUAAGCAGGAUCAUGUGUGAUCCAAUAGCAUCAGAGGCAUAAAUCAUCAUGAAUGUGCAAUGAAAGGGACAUCUAGAGGGACACAAAUAGAAACAAAAGCUCAGUUGUUGUAUAAUAAAAUGAUUGUGCUAAAAUGCCUUAAAUGUUAAGCAACAAAGUUCUAUUUUUUUAAUUAACCAAUUUUUUUUAUGUCGGUUGCUUCAUUUUCCUCUUAUGGUGGAUGAAAUGUGCCAUCAGUACAGUAUGCUUGUUUCAAAACCCUGGAGUGAGAAUCUGUGUGUUUAGUGAAUGGACAAAGCAAACCAUAUUGGCCCUACAAGGAUAGUUUUGUUUUCUGAAAUCUGAAUUCUCCUCCGUUGCAUCUAAUGGCAAGAAGUUGCAAACCCUGGGAGCUGACGCUGAGAAGGUCCACUCAAAUUCCCACCAAACAUGCUUGAGAAGUUGAAAUGUAUAAAAUCUUUAAGAUAUUAAGAUGCAAGGAAACUCAUAUCAGGGAAUAGUUAGUCAGAUAUCUUAAUUUUGAUAGAUCAUAAUCAGCACUUUGAAUUGUGCCUGUAAACAGGUUGGUGGUCACUGAAGCUGCUACAACAUGACAUGAGAGGUAUAUGCUUCCUAUCACUGGCCUUGGUCAAUAGUCUGAGUGUAAUAUUCUGAUACAGCUGGAGUUCCUGAACACUCUUGAAUGGCAAGCCCAGAGAUGUAACUAAGGCAGGUCUCACUGAAUCCAGAUCUGACAUUUUGAGGAACAGAAGCAGUGGCAGAUACCUGUAUAAAAUCACUCCAGGCACUGGAGGAGGAACAGGGGUGGGGGGAGUGCACCAUCCCUGGCACCAUCGGGGAGGGGGUUACCAUCGCGGCCGCCCUCCAGACAUGCACCAUGCACCCCCACUGCACUGGGUACCACACCCCCACAGGUGACGUACCAUGCCCCCAGGACGCACGCCACGCUCCUCACGGGCGACGUGCUAUGCCACCGUGCCAUGCGCCCCUCCCCACAGGGUGGUGUGCCACACCCCCAGGAUGCGCAUCACACCCCCGGGAUAUGCACCAGCCAUUCCCUUGCCUGCUCUCCGCCCCCGGUGCCGGAGCAUACAGCUUUGCCACUGACUCCAGGCAACUUCUGAUACCUGGGUAGCCAGUUUCAGGGCUGAAUCCAGGAGUGCGCCCAAACUACAAACCUGAGUCUUCAGAGGAAGUGCAACCCUAUUCAAGAUAGGCUGAGCCCCUCUUCUCUGAUCUGCCUUAUUACUGACCAGAAGCACCUCUAACUCUCCUAGAUAAAGCUUCAGUUUGUUCAUUCACAUCCAUAAGAUCAGACACUGAGGACUUCACAUGACACUAAAUACAUGUUUGUAUUUACUGUGCUGGCUUUUUCAAAAUGCAAAUUAUAUCAGUGGUGUUGAUAAUUAAUGGUAUCAGAGCUUUCAUGUGGGGAAGGAUUUAACUCUUUCCUCCUGAGGAAAACCCCUCUUCUGGUGUCAGUAAUGCUUUGGUAGGAAAAGCCCCAUUAGCUCCAAUGGGGGAUUUCCUACCAAUACAGAUGUUUGCUUCAGUGGAGGGUUUUUCCUCAGAACUGCAACAGGUGGCUAAGGAGUUAAAUCACUCUUCUCUACCUGCUUUAUGGCGAUAAUUAUGCUAUUUGCAUUUUUUUAAAAGAAACCCCUACAUUUUCAAUGCAAAGCCAUAUUUAAUGUCAUGCAUAGCUGGAGUUUGAUUCAGAACUUGAACAGCUCCCUUGGAUUUAGAUGGAAAGAGAAGGAGAUGGUCCUGGGUUGUAUCCAACAUAGUGUGUUUGGUGUUCUACUCAUGGAACAGGGCUUACCCUUCCUCUCCUUUCCUGCCUCCCCCCAAUCUGCUCCCUCUGGGGCAGAUUAUGAGGGUGUACAAGGAACUGUAGGGAUAGAGAGCAGAAUGAACCUUCAUUGCGCAAGUGGGAUGGCUGUGUUGGAGCCAACCCAAUGAACUUCAAACCUCCAAUGACCUCACCCAGAAAUUUCAUGUAUGUGUUAAAUAUCAUGAGGGACAAGAUGGAUCAUAGGCAACAGGAGUUUCCCCAGUAUUCCUUUCUGAAACUACCCUUCUGAGAAUGACUAGAGCCACCUUAACAGGGAUAUGUUCAUAAUUAACAAAUCACAGUAUUAAAGAAAACCAACAAGGAAUUCUUAUGAAGGGAUCCCAGGAGAGGAAUCAGUAGGUGUUAGUUUCUUUAUUCAAUAGAUUUGUAGCUCAUUGUUCAAUGUGAAUAAUUUCCAGGGUGGUUUACAGUGACAGCUCAAGGCCCAUCACAAUCAUCAGUCACCACACUGUGACAUUUAAAGAGAGAAAACACCUUUUUUUUAUUUCUUCAAAGUUUAUUUCAGAUGAGGAAGUACCCCAAAUUAGGAGAAGCCCAGGAGACAGACCCUCAUGGGCAAGCAAACUCAUAGAUAGGUUUCCAUGAUUCUGUGGAACUUCCUCCCAGUUAAGAUUAAGCACGGGCCCUCACCAUUCAACUUCAGGAGCCUGACAAAUACCUUUCUUUUUCAGCAGGCAUUUUUCAGGGAGCUUUCUGCUUUUAUGAUUACUUUUGAUUGCUUUCAUCCAAUGUAUAAAUUUUAAUAAUUUUGGUGUACACUACUAGAUACUUAGGUAAUUAAGCAGCAGAUAAAUAUGUCAAAUAAAAUAAAACUUGGCUACUUCUCUCCCAUGCAUUAAAACUCUGCUGUGUCCACUGAAGCCAACCAAAUCCCAGAAUGACCUAAAUCAGCCCAAUUCCAUUUGGGAUCUGGGAUGUGAUCAGAUCCAGCCUUUGACUGACAGACCGUGGCAGUGGACAUCAGCCACGCUGACCAAAGCUUUCUUUUCUUUCCACUCAUCACCUUGAGCUUUAUUGCUGCUGCUGCUGCUGCUGCUGUUAUUGUUGAUGACCUACAUUCACCAUAACAAUAUAUAACAAUAUAAAAAUGCAACAAGAAAACCAGGUAAAACAAUUUACAAUCAAAAGAGCAGGAAAAAUCCUAACCCAAUAUAUAUACCAUAUUUUUCGCCCCAUAGGGCGCACCUAGUUUUUUUUUUGGGGGGGGAAAUAAAGGGGGAAAAUUUUUCCUUUAUUCCCCCCCCAAAACCAGGUCGGGGAAUCCAAACCAGGUCGGGGAGCAGGGGGAUGGCGGUGCUCCGUCACCCCACUGUCCCCCGAGCUUGUGGGGCUGCCCGAUAGCUGCAUGAAGCCCGAGGCGUGCUAUGCAGCGCGCCCCAGGCUUCGGGAUGCAG
Podarcis lilfordi (Lilford's wall lizard) is the source of this 15485-nucleotide messenger RNA. The record is from the annotation of a GenBank genome assembly. Lineage: Eukaryota; Metazoa; Chordata; Lepidosauria; Squamata; Lacertidae.